Messenger RNA from Chondrus crispus (carragheen), 1590 nucleotides. RefSeq lists its product as hypothetical. The record is from RefSeq and is a predicted model, not a curated record. The transcript has a single exon. The coding region runs from base 1 to 1590 and encodes 529 amino acids. NCBI's taxonomy places the organism in Eukaryota, Rhodophyta, Florideophyceae, Gigartinales, Gigartinaceae.
AUGCACACCCGAAUCCUUUUCUUUAUCGUUUUUCUCUUGAUACCUCCUUCCUCGAAAGCUUCUCAUCUCACAUAUUCCACAUCCACUCGCCUCAAGUCUGUCCCAGACUUCAAUCACUCUUCCCGUGUCAAACUUCGUUCCCUUCACUCUCUCUCGUAUGAACAACAAACCGCCCAUCUCAAACUUCCUUCACUGUCGCGAUCUGACAACGGCCGCAAUCUCACGGGACAGGGCUGCAAAAGAGAUUCGGACUGUCUCCAUCCCCGCCUUUGCACCGACGGCCAGGGUGAAAAGUGCGACGGCAAGCUAUGCGUCUGCGCCCCAAUUCCCGCACUGGAAUGCAAGCGAAAUUCCGACUGCACUCCAGGGGAAGUCUGCGCUGUAUUCGUGCUAGAUGGCAUUCCGACUGAAGGGUCCGCGCUUUGUGCCGAGAAAGACUAUGUCGACAGCAACAUCACCCAAUUUGAACGAAUCUACAGAGGGCUGACGUGGGACGCGUGCGUAACUACGACCGACUGCGAAGGAAAUCGAGAAUGCAGGUCUGUCCUACCAGAUGAUCAAAAUGAGUGCCUUGGCGACCGACCGGAGUGCUACUGCUUCGGCUCUAUUGAAGACUGUGUAAGCUGCACGCAAUGCAGCCAUCCAGACGAGGUCUGUGCCAAUAAGACCGAUGUCACACAAGGCGGACUUCAGUUUUGCGUCUCAAAAGUAGCAGAAGAAAGGGAGGUCUUCUUGACGUCACUUUGUCGUAGCGAGACACCCUCCGUCGCCCCGGAGCCUGUUGUGAGCCUGACCCCGAAGCCAACCGAACCGGCGGCUUCAUCAGACGAACCAUUAUCUACGCCACAGCCUAAACCGAUCGACGAAGAGAAUCCCGCUAACACGUCUUCCGCCUCGUCAAGUACUCCACCCUUCACAACCGGCGGUCUUACCUGGGAUCCCUGUCGAUCGACAGACGAAUGCAAAGGAGAGAGAACUUGUGAGAUCGUAACCAAGGAAGAAGCAAGGCUGGAAUGUAACAACGAUCAAGAAUCAAUAUGUAACUGCAUUCCCGACAGAGUCAUAUCUUGUGCUAGCAAUGCAGAUUGCGAAGCGUCUGGGGAGAUAUGUGCGGAAAGGACAGACGUUGGGAGAUCACGUCUGUUCUGUAUUUCUCAAAGAGCCGAAGAAGUUCUAGACUUUUUCGAGCCUGUUACACCGUCACCUACCCCGUUGAUCACUUCCAAUCCUCCUCCCGCCGACACACCAGAGCCAUUCGUCUGCAUAGAUGCUAGAAUAUUAUCGCAUUUGGCGGCGGAAGAGCUAAUAUUUAAAAAGCAUGCUCAUGCGACCGUCCUCUGCGACAAAAAUGAAAGCUGUGCUACUCCUGCACACAUGGUCAUCUUCAAUGAUGAGACGAUGAUGAUGAAAUCUUACUGCUCCAUUGUCAGCUGCAAGGAAAUGGCGAUGCUAGUAAAUAGUCCAAGAUAUCGCCGCGGAAUGACGGUUGAGACCUACACCAAUGGUCUCCAGUUUACUUCGUUCGCUGCAAGGUAUGGGACUUUGAUAGAGGAGAGAAUACUAUCAUCAGUUAUUCGACAUGGGUUCUAA